Molecule: messenger RNA, 2480 nt
Organism: Anopheles nili
Lineage: Eukaryota; Metazoa; Arthropoda; Insecta; Diptera; Culicidae
Exons: 12
Coding region: 1-2205 (734 amino acids)
Source: RefSeq, a predicted model, not a curated record
AUGCCCGGGGUGGUGUUUCUUGUUUGUGUUCCGACGGCGAAUUAUGAAAGGACGUUAAUUAACGGCAUAAAUUACGCUCCAAAUAAUGAACAGCUGCCUCCUCCGAUACCACCGCAUCAGGCCGGGCGCAACCUAAACAUAAAUCUCCCGGAAAAUGCGCCUCGCUCCGGGGACAAUACGCCCGGGAAUGCCAUCCUGCGGCUCGAAGUGGAGCUGCGCGACAAGCACGCAGUCCAGGGUCACAACCGUCGGCCACCGAACAAAGCCAAACCCUCGAAACCACCGCCGUACGGUGCGACAGUCCUGAAAGGACCUCCAGGCGACGGUGGUUCGGCUACGCUGGAAAAGGUUUUGGACGAGCUGCUGAAGAAGCUGGACGUUGAACGCGUCAUCUGGCACCCGGACAAAGAGGGUCAGUACUAUCAGGUCGUUUUCCCACUAGCGGCCGGAGAUCCUUGCGAAACGACGCUCCACUGUUUGACCGAGCUGGGCAUCGGCGUGAAGUACAACUCCAGCGUCAGCGUCCUUCCGUGCAGCGUCAGUUACGACGGCUCAAAUGACACCAGUAACGAAGAUGAAUACGGUGACGAGUACGAGGAAAACUCCAAGUGGAACAGCUUCGUCGAUUCGAUCCGCUCGAAACUAACGGUGAAGCAGGUCGUCGAUGGCGUUCGAGCUGGUGGGUCACUUUCGUUCGACUACCUGCUGCUCAUCGUCACCGCGGACUCGCUAGCCGCCCUCGGGCUGGUGGAGAAUAACGCACCGAACAUUGUGGCCGCGAUGUUGGUCUCACCGCUGAUGGGUCCGGUGAUGUCGAUUACCUUCGGAACGAUCAUCGCCGACCGCAAGCUUGUGAAAGUCGGCUUCACAGCGCUCGCCCUCGGCAUGUUUAUCUCGAUACUGUUCGGAUUCAUUUUCGGGCUCAUCCUGGGUACCACCCAAAUGCCGUGGGGAUUUGGCGAUUUUCCCACCGAGGAAAUGAAGGGCCGUGGCAACGCGCGCUCCCUGUGGAUGGGCAUUCUGUGGGCGCUGACGUCCGGUAGUGGUGUUGCGGUGGCCCUGCUUCAGGGUUCCGCUGGACCAUUGAUAGGUGUGGCCAUUUCCGCUUCACUGCUACCACCCGUCGUGAACUGUGGCCUCUUCUGGGCACUGGCAUGCAUCUGGCUGAUCUACGAGGACAUCAAGAUGCCACACCUGAAGGGUGAGCUGUACAGCGGCAACUCAAGCUACGAGUUCAUCUACACCAACUACAUCCCGACCGAGUUCCUAAUUAACGGCAUCGUCUCCGGUCUGCUGACGGUGAUAAACGUCAUUUGCAUCUUCAUUACGGCCAUCAUCGUGCUAAAGAUUAAGGAGGUGGCCGCUCCGUACACCUCCAGUCCGGAUCUGCGCAGAUUCUGGGAAACGGAUAUACGAACGGCACGGACGGCGAACCGCACAACGAUCCGACGCCAUCGUGCAGGUGAAGCGGACAUCAUGGCCACCUACGCCGAGCUGGAGAACGAUCCGAAGGCGCGGAAUCUGGAGAAUGCACUCGAGCAAGCCCUGAAGGAAGCCGUCGACGAUGACACCUAUCGAAAGGUCAAGCGGAUGAGCUAUUCGAGCAAUGCAGCCGGUGAGAUAUCCGAGCGUCUGUUCGGGCACGGUUCCGGUGCCAGUGCGCAAGGACUUCCACCGGGCGCUAGUGGUGCUGUCGGUGGCACAAACUCAAAGACAACGGCCGAUUUGAAGCUGUUGGAAAAACUCGUCACAUCCCUGCUGGAGGCGCAUGGUGGCUCAUCAGGCGAGGGGUCACCGGGUCGACCCGGGGAUGGUUCCGGUUUGCACCGAAGCGGAUCCUUGCUCGGCCGCUUCCGUCCCAUGUCCCGGUCGUUCCGCUCGACAAACUCGCUCCGUCGACGAGCUGCGGAUGGGACGGGCCAUUCUACGGGUGUUGGUGUUGGUUCCGGGACGGGAACGACCUCGGUAACAGGGGGUGAGAUGGCAACCGGCGGGUUGAUGCCAACUAUUCAGGAAUCUGGCACCGACCGGGGCAGCGACCGGGGGCGGCGAAAUUCCUGGACCGAACGGUCGAGCGGAAACGUGCGCCGGGUGUUGAACUCCAUCGCGAAUGCGCCACACCGGUUCAGUCAGUCGCUUGGUGGAGGAGUUUCGGGCCAGGAUAACGACGAGGAGCGCAGUAAUUUGACGCAGAACAUUCUCUGACGCGGUCGUGACAAAGUUAGUACGAGGUUGAUGCGAAAGGAGAAGCUAUUGGAUGAAUGUUGGGACAACUAUGAGGAGCUUAAUGCUGGGCCUCGAUUUAAGGACAUUGAUAGAGUGAUCAACUGGAAGACUUAGUAAUUGAAACUUUAUAAAUAGAAGCUUGACAUAGCGCAGGCGUGCCGAUAAAUCCAUUUUUUGAGUGUUUAAUGUUGAAUGUAGAGUGAUAUCUCAAAAGAAACAGGGAGAAUGACAAAAAGCAGGAAUAAAAGCUGUUA